Messenger RNA from Sebastes umbrosus (honeycomb rockfish), 2352 nucleotides. RefSeq names its product beta-galactosidase-1-like protein 2. The transcript has 19 exons. The record is from RefSeq and is a predicted model, not a curated record. Bases 51 to 1958 code for a protein of 635 amino acids. Gene Ontology annotation, molecular function: beta-galactosidase activity. NCBI's taxonomy places the organism in Eukaryota, Metazoa, Chordata, Actinopteri, Perciformes, Sebastidae. Gene Ontology annotation, cellular component: vacuole. Gene Ontology annotation, biological process: carbohydrate metabolic process.
UAACUGGACUGCCGCCUAUAUGUCACAGGAAAACAUCUCAAAUCCUAUCCAUGGUUGUCUUGAGGAUAAGAAAUGCGCACAAAAGGAAAUAUGUACUUAUCUGCCUGUGCAUUGUUGGCUUCAUCAUGUACAGAUAUCUCAGCAUGCCAGCAGGGGGACGGAGAAUGAGCAGGAAGGUUGGUCUGAGUGCCAACUCGACCCAGUUCACCCUAGAGGGAGAGUCCUUCCGCAUCCUCGGGGGAUCUGUCCACUAUUUCCGUGUCCCCAGGGCCUACUGGAGGGACCGCCUGAUGAAAAUGAAGGCCUGUGGCAUCAACACCCUCACUACGUACGUGCCGUGGAGUCUGCACCAGCCAGAGAGAGGGGUUUUCAACUUCCACACGCAGCUGGAUUUAGAAGCCUAUAUCAAUCUUGCUGCUGAAUUGGGAUUGUGGGUGAUUUUACGUCCGGGGCCCUACAUUUCCUCUGAGCUGGAUCUAGGAGGACUGCCAAGCUGGCUCCUCCGUGACGGCAGCAUGAGACUGAGGACGACUUACCCGGGCUUCACUCAGGCUGUCAAUACUUUUUUUGACAAACUAAUACCAAAAGUGGUUCCACUGCAGUUCAAGAAAGGAGGUCCCAUCAUUGCAGUGCAGGUGGAAAACAAGUAUGGGUCCUUUGCAAAGGAUGAAAGUUACAUGCUUUUCAUUAAAGAGGCCUUACAGUCCAGAGGGAUCAGCGAGCUCUUGCUCACAUCAGAUAACCACAACACAUUAAAGUCGGGGGGUGUGGAUGGAGCCAUCAGAUCAGUGAAGCUGCAGAAGCUAAAUCAGAGAGACAUCCAGGAUCUGAAUUCUAUCCAGCCCAACAGCCCCACCAUGGUGAUGGACUACUGGACCGGCUGGUAUGAUGCCUGGGGUGACCUCCACCAUGUGCUUCCCCCAGAGGAUAUGGUGUCCACAGUGAGAGAAAUUCUGAGGCGAGGCAUGUCUGUUAACCUCUACAUGUUCCACGGAGGCUCCAGUUUUGGCUUCAUGAGCGGAGCCCUCGCUGAUCCUUCCUACAAAGCGCUGGUGCCCAGCUAUGAUUAUGAUGCUCCCUUGUCUGAAGCUGGGGAAUACACUCCAAAGUACCAUCUUCUUAGGGAUUUACUUUCUCGAUAUAACAGAGGAGACAGUUUCCCUGACAUGCCAGCCCUGCAUUACAGGGAGGCUUAUGAACCAGCUAUCAUGUACCAGCACUUGUCAUUAUGGGAUGCUUUGAGUUUCACUGAGGGACCAUUUAAGUCACCGAAGCCAGUAAGCAUGGAGAAUCUACCUGUGAACAACAGGAACGGCCAGUCAUAUGGAUACACGCUGUAUGAGACUAGCAUCACCAGUGGAGGAUUACUGAAGUCUGGAGACAAUGUCCGAGACCGUGCUCUAGUGUUUGUAGACAGAAGCUACAUUGGCCUUUUCAAGCGACAAAACCUGGAGCUGGCGGUUCCUGAUGGUAAGGGACGACGUACCUUAAGUUUAUUGGUGGAAAACUGUGGACGAGUUCACCAGGGAAGGGACCUUGACAAACAACAUAAAGGCCUUGUGGGAGACAUUUUAUUAAACAAUAUCCCCUUGCGGAAUUUUACAACGUACAGCCUGGAUAUGAAGCCCAGCUUUAUUGAUAGUCUUUAUCAGGCACCUUGGAAAUCUCUCCCUGAGACGCCCAGCUUCCCUGGAUUUUUCAUGGGGAGGCUGUUUGCAUACGGGUAUCCGAGUGACACAUUCGUGAAGCUUCCAGGCUGGGAGAAAGGUGUUGUUUUUAUCAAUGGACUGAAUCUGGGCCGCUACUGGUCAAUUGGCCCCCAGCAGGCUCUCUACCUCCCCGGCCCCUUUCUCAACAGUGGAAUCAACCAGGUAAUUGUGUUUGAAGAGCUGGAGGGAGACUACAAGGUCCACUUUGAGGAUACGCCUGAUCUCGGAAUGGCAGCAGACAUCCAGUGAUCGUCAUCACCGCCUGUAUGGCCAUUGUUUUUUGAGUAAAAAUGUUAUUACACCAGGUCAAACCUUCAACUUCAAGGAUAUCAAUGUUGUUAAUAUCAUGGUCAUUCUACAUACAUUUACACAGACCAAUAUGAAAAACCAAGAGAAGCAUAUUUGUAUGGGAGCAAUUUAUAGCUAUAUACAUACAGUACCUUUAGUUACAGUGACUCUUUACACAUAGAGCAGCAGAACAGCAGAAUUACCAAGUAUGUUCUCUUACCCAUGGAUUUCCACUUAAAGGAACAGUGUGUAACAUUUCAGAGGAUCUAUUAGCAGAAAUGGAAUAUAAUAUUCAUAACUAUGUCGUCAUUAGCGUAUAAUCACCUGAAAGAAUCGUGUUUUCAUUAGCUUAGAA